Mytilus californianus (California mussel) is the source of this 2769-nucleotide messenger RNA. RefSeq lists its product as uncharacterized. The transcript has 2 exons. The record is from RefSeq and is a predicted model, not a curated record. Bases 114 to 1826 code for a protein of 570 amino acids. Lineage: Eukaryota; Metazoa; Mollusca; Bivalvia; Mytilida; Mytilidae. Gene Ontology annotation, molecular function: zinc ion binding.
CUUUGAACUUCCUAUUGUUAUUUUUCAUGUUUUAAAAAUUAUCUAACCUAUUCUAUGUUCACGUGAUUACAGGAAAAUGACGUAUAAUUUAUUUCCUUAUUUUUUAACAGUUAAUGGUUGUAUGUUUGAUUUCAUUCAAGGGUAUGGCUACCUCGUUUGAAAAUUGUUGUAUUUGUGAAUUGCGACAUAUUUCGAAGCUUUCUGUUGUUUGGUGCUCUGAUUGUAACGAAGGAUUGUGCCAAGAAUGCAGAGAACAUCAUAGUUUUUCUAAGGCCUCACGAAACCACACUGUUUUUCCUAUUGGUAAAUAUGAAACGCUGCCAGCUUUUAUUGAAAACAUAAAACUGCACUGCGAUGAGCACGAUGAAAAAUAUUUAUUGUUUUGCAAAGAACAUAACGAAUGUGCUUGUAGAAAAUGUGUUAUUUCAGAAAAGCACAGAAAAUGCAAAGAAAUAUCCCCCCUUGCAGAUGUCGUUAAAAAUGUUAAAACAUCUGUAGCUUUUACAGAAAUCGUGUCCUCACUUCAGGAAAUGAAGGGGAACGUUGCUCUUAUUCUGGAAGACAGACGAAUGAAUAUGUAUUCAAUAGAGAGAAUCGAAUCCGAGAUUUCUGUGACUCGACAGCAGAUUAAUCACCAUCUUGAUAAAUUACAAGACCAUUUUGUUGCUGAACUGACCAAAGCUGUAGAAAAUUCAACUAAAGAAAUACAGAGCUUCAUUAUGGCCUUGACUACAAACCAAAGGGAUAUCGAGGAAUGGAUACAAGAUGUAGAAAGCAUCAAGAAACAUGCAACAGAUAUGCAAACAUUUUUAGGAAUAACGAAUUUAGAAACCAAACUAAAUAAAACAAGUAACGACUUGCAGUCUUGGAUUGACGGUAACCAUUUGUCUCAAACUGUAGUUUCUUACCACUUGAACACUUUAUUGCAUAAUAUAAUCAACGAAAGAACUAAGUUUGGAAAAUUUGACGUGCAUGUCAUGCCUAGUAAAUUAUCAUUAAAAAGACGGAUGCUUGGUCAGGCUCAAAUCAUAAAAGAGAAUGCAAAAUCUACAAGUUCUUUAGAGCAUAUGACACUGGAAUUAAAAACAAAAAUGAACACAAAUGCUUUCAAUGUGUCAGGCUGUUGUAUUUUGCCAAAUGGAAACUUCAUAGUGUCAAAUUAUGAUCCUUCGUAUUUGAUAUUGAUUGCAGCUGACGGAAAAACAGAGAAUAAAAUUAGCAGCAUCAUGCAAACAAUCAUUGAUGUUACAUGUGUUGACAAUGAAACUGUUGCCGUAAUAUCAUAUACACAGAAAAAUAUUGAACUAAUUAGUCUGAAAUCUGGGAAAACAAUCAAAAAUAUCAGUACGUCUGACCCUGCUCUUUGCUUAAUUUACACUGAAGGUACCUUCAUAGUAUGCCUCGAGAACGGACAAAUGAAAGAAUUCCGGUUGGAAGAUAACAAGACAGAUGAUAUUGUCAGUACGGUGGUGUCAAGAAGUAUUACCGAAUUAAACAACACUCUUUACUCUGUAAAGAAAGAUACGAAUACGAUUGUUUGUCAUAAAAGAAACGGGGAUAUUGUAUGGACAUUUACGGACGAAAAGGUUCUAAAAAAACCAAGAGGUAUCGCAGUAGAUGAAUACGGAAAUGCCAUCGUAGCCGGGGUCGAAUCAAACAACGUUAUUGUGAUAUCCGCUGAUGGCACAAAGCACAAAAUACUCCUGUCGCAAACAGACUUAUGUGGUUCUCCUUGGGCAGUUUCCUUCAACAACAAAUUCAAAUAUUUGCUUGUUUCUAACGACAAAGAUGGUCGAGCAUUUCUGUACAGCGUUAAUUAUUCAUAAAAUUAACCUCAUCCUUUUUUUGUUUUAUUGAAGGCUAUUUUGAAAAAAAAACAGUAUGUUUCAUUUUCUAUUCUAGUUUAUAGGAAUUACGUGACAUUCCGUUUUAAUAAAGUUUCCUUUCAUUUCUUCAGAGAUUUAAGACUUUAUUAUUUGUACUUCAUACGAAAUGCCUGCAAUUCUUUUUCUUAAAAGUUCAAAGCACAGUUUCUUCAGCAUAAUAGCAAGAACAUUAUCCCAUUAACAAAUUAUUGAUAACUCAUUUAUUUAAACACUUGUGUAUUUGUCAUCACAGCAGAAAAUCUUCUGAUUACCACAAUAUGUAAAUGACUGACCAGAAAUUACCACAUGUGUACUAUUUAUUGUAAAAGUGUUGUUCCACACGAAAAGAUUGUUAUCAGAAUCAGCUAGUGGCAAAAUCUUCUGACUUUUGAAUUUUAUAUACACAAGACACCCCACCCCUUUUUUUUUUUUUAAGUUUUCGCAAUGCAAAUAUUUGAAAACAGAGUAUUUGUGUUUAGUUUUUUAUUCUUAUAUUUAAUGAUCUGCAAUAUAAAUAUGAAUAAGGAAUGACUGAUUUUGUAAAAUAAUUUUUGUAUACUGGAAUAAAACUCGAGAAGCUAUUGAAUUUAAUGUUAUCGUAGCACAGGCACACUUUGAAAAUGUUUUGUAUAAAUAAUGGUGUCAAAAAUCCAACACAAGUUUUGAAAAUUAAAGUAGUUCAAAAUUCACUACAAAAAGAUGUCUUACACCCAAAAAAUCUUGACAUUUUUAAUAUUUCCAGUUUUACAAUUUUCUAUGUGUCUAGCCUGCAACUAAAAUCGCCAAAUCUAGACAUAACAAUCCUUCUAUGGGGAACGGAUUUAUUUAAGUUCUUGUUUCGCAAUCCCUGUAUUUCUAUUGCAUGAUUGUAAUGUGUGCACUUUUGAAAAAUAAAAUAUUGUUU